AUGACAAGUCGGCGCCAACGUCCACAACCCGACCAUCACAUACAAUGUUAUCCUUAUCCAACGGCUAUUUUUUAUGAUGAUUCUUAUCCUGUUACGGAUGACAUCUAUCCUGUUAUGGAUGAGAGUUUUGUUGGCGUUUCUAGCUCUUUGGAUAUUGAAAGUGCCCACCAAAAUCUUUUUCAUCGUGAUGCCCAUAUUGGCUUUCAUUACGAAGAUUCCUCCACAAUUGCCUCAUCGUCUUCUGGACCAAGUUUACGAUCAAAAAGUCAUGGAACUGAACAUGCAAAUAUUAUUACUCCUUUGUCUUCAGACAAUUUGUCUUCUCUGGUAUCAAACUGUCAAGCUAAAGAUCAGCCAAUUAAUGUCCCCUCAAUGAUUCCUGACCAAUAUAAUAUCAUCGAGCGUUUGGCACGUUCAUCAAAGAAAAACCCCUCCUUUACAUCAUGUUGUGCUAAUGGCAAAAUCCAAUUGCCUGCUGCUCCUAACACACCUCAAUUUCUAGAUGAUCUUUUAAAUCCUGACAAAGGUUCAUUGUCCAUCAAAUUCCGGCAUAACAUUCGUGCUUAUAAUUCAAUGUUUGCUUUCACUUCAAUGGGAGCGCAGAUUGAUCAUACUGUCAAUUCUCAACCAGGGCCAUAUAUAUUUAAAAUAAAUGGACAAUGUCAUCAUCUUAUGGGAUCAUUAGUACCAAUUGAUGCUGAAUCACCAAGAUUUGCACAACUAUACAUCUUUGACACAGACAAUGAAAUUGCUAAUCGACUACACCCUUUUAAUAAUGAUAAUUGUCAAUCAUCUUUAGAUGAAAAUGUUGUCAACAAACUUAUUGACAUGCUUGAUUCUUCCAAUGCAUUGGUUAAAUUGUUUCGUCAAGUUAGACAUAGACUUAACAAUGAUGAAUUCCCGAAUUUCAAACUUCGUUUAAUUGGGAAAAGAGAUGGUGACUCAAAGCAAUAUGAUGAUCCUUCCUCUAAUGAUGUAUGUGGUUUAAUUGUUGGCGAUAUUGGAGAAUCACAAACUGAUAGAGAUAUUAUUAUUGAAGGUUAUUCUAGAAAUCUCCGCAGGAUCUCUAAAUUGCAUCCAAAAUUUAUGUCUCUUCAGUAUCCACUCUUAUUUCCUUAUGGUGAAGAUGGCUAUCAUACUGACAUUUUAUUCACAAAUCAAGAGCAUUAUACUCCUUCAAAACGUCAAAAAGUUACAAUGCGAGCAUAUUAUGCUUAUGUCAUUCAAGAAAGAUUAGGAGAUAGUAGUACACUUACCAAAGGCGGAAGACUUUAUCAACAAUUUUUAGUUGAUGCAUUUAUGAAUGUUGAACAAGAACGCCUUGAUUUCAUUCGCUCAAACCAAGAAAAUCUGAGAACUGAAUCUUAUAAAGGUGUCCAAGACGCAGUUUUAAGAGGUGAUGUUAAUGGUUCAAGUACUGGAAAAAUCAUCCUCCCCUCUUCUUUAACUGGAAGCCCUAGAUACAUGAUUAACAAUUAUCAUGAUGCAAUGGCUAUAUGUCGUCAUUAUGGUAAUCCUGACCUUUUUAUUACAUUCACUUGCAAUGUCAAUUGGCCUGAAAUUCAAAGAGAAAUUAAAAAAAGCCGAAAUUAUAAAGCUGAAGACAAACCUGACAUAAUUGGAAGAGUAUUUCGAUACAAACUUAAUGAUAUGAUUUCAUUCAUUAAAUCAGGACAGCCCUUCGGGAAAACAAUUGCUGAUGUUUGUGCUAUUGAAUUCCAAAAAAGAGGCUUGCCGCACACUCAUUUAUUGAUUUGGCUAGCUUCUGAAUACAAAUUUCGAUCACCUCAGGAUGUCGAUUCAGUUAUUUCGGCUGAACUGCCAAACAAAGCAGAUGAUCCUCAUUGCUAUGCAAUUGUUUCAAAAUUUAUGCUGCAUGGUCCAUGCGGAAUUGCUAGCCCAAAAGCCCAAUGUAUGAAGGGAAAUCAAUGUUCAAAAAAAUUCCCUAAAAAGUUUAAGCAAUCAACGGUUUUCGGUGAAAAUGGCUUUGUGUUUUACAAGCGACGAAAUUUCCCUGCGUCAUUUGUUAUGAAAAAUGGAAUUGCUCUCUCUAAUUCCUAUGUUGUCCCAUACAACAAAGAGCUUCUAAUCCGUUAUAAUGCUCAUGUUAAUGUUGAAAUUUGUUGCCAAUCAAUGCUCAUAAAAUAUCUUUUCAAAUAUGUUAGCAAAGGAUCUGAUAGGUGUCGAGCUGUUAUUCAAGGUCAAACAAACGAUGAGAUUCAGGCUUAUCUUAAUUGUAGAUUUGUUUGUCCUUAUGAAGCUGUAUGGCGACUCUUACAAUUUCCAAUCCAUUCAAGAAACCCAGCAGUUGAAAGACUUCAAAUACAUUUGCCAAUGCAACAUUCUGUUGUUUUCUUUGGAAAUCAAAACUUAUCUUCUGUUUUAAGAAAAAAUGGUCUCAAUAAGACAAUGCUCACAGGAUGGUUUGAUCAGAACAAAGAAGAUGUUGAAGCAACACAGUUAUAUUACUCGCAAUUUCCAAACAAAUAUGUUUGGGAUGCUAGGCAGAAAGAAUGGAUUUACAGAACAAGAGGUUUUUCACUUGGACGUAUAACAUAUGUGCAUCCUGCUGCUGGCGAAUUGUAUUUCUUAAAGAUGCUUUUAAAUCAUGUUAAAGGAGCUACAAGCUUUGAAUAUCUACGUUGUGUCUCUGGUAUUGUUUAUCCAACCUUUCAACUCGCCUGCAAAGCACUUGGUCUCCUUGAUGAUGGCAAAGAAUGGGCUGAAGCUUUUUCAGAAGCUGUUUUAACUGCUUCCUCCUCACAACUUAGGCAACUAUUUGUCAGUGUCACUCUAUUUUGUCAAAUUGCUAACCCCCAAGAUUUGCUUGAUCAAUUUUGGCACACAAUGCAUGACGACAUUAGAAUCAAGCUAUCAUCUUUCUCCCCACAUAAUCUUCAUUUCAGUGAUAAUGAACUUAAAAAUUAUGUUCUUUAUGAACUUGAACAACUUUUCAAUGCCUUGGCAACAUCCCUCAAAGACUAUAAUUUACCACUGCCAAAUGAUCGUUUGAUGUCUGAAAUUAGAAAUAAUCUCCUUAGAGAAGAACUCAAUUAUGAUAUUUCUGAACUUCGAAGCAAUAAUGAAGCAUCAAUUUCAUUACUUAACACAUGCCAAAAGAAAAUUUAUGAUCGAGUUAUGGAAUCAAUUUCAAAAAAUCAACAAUCUCUUAUUUUUGUUUACGGGCAUGGUGGCACAGGGAAAACUUUUUUAUGGCAUUCACUUAUUAAUAGUAUUAGAUCAGAAGGGUUAAUUGUUCUUGCUGUUGCAUCAUCAGGAAUCGCAUCUAUUCUGCUCCCUGGUGGUCGCACAGCUCACUCAAGGUUUAAGAUUCCUCUUGCUAUAAAUGAGAACUCAACAUGUGAAAUAAAAAAAAAUACUCAUCUUUCAAGGUUGAUUGAAACGACAACACUUAUUGUAUGGGAUGAAGCUCCUAUGAAUAAUCGCUACUGUUUUGAAACAUUGGAUAGAUCAUUACGUGAUAUAAUGGGCCAAACUGGUCAUUCCAAUCAUAACCAACCUUUCGGUGGGAAAUCUAUUUUACUUGGUGGGGAUUAUCGUCAAAUUCUCCCUGUUAUACCUGGAGGAACAAAAGAAGAUAUUAUUAAUGCUUCCUUAAGUAGUUCACCACUCUGGCCAAAAUUUGAAAUCAUGUUGCUAAAACAAAAUAUGAGAUUGUCAAUUGCUGGUCUUGGUUCAGAUGAAAUCAAUGAAAUUAAAACAUUUGCUAAAUGGAUUCUUAAAAUAGGUGACGGAGACCUUUGUGAUAUACCUUUUUUUGAUGAACUUGAUGAAUCUUUGAUUAAAAUUCCAUGUGAUUUGCAACUACAUACCUCUGGUGAUCCAAUUAAAGCUAUGGUUUCAGCUAUUUAUCCCAGCAUUGAACAACCUGCUCUUGAACCAUUUUACUUUAAAGAAAGAGCUAUUAUCACACCAAAAAACAUUACUGUUACUGAAAUCAAUAAUUUCAUACUUGGAGUUACACAUGGUCCUCAACGCAUUUAUCUUAGCAAUGAUUCUGUUGAUGCAUCUUCCAGUGAUAACGACAAUAUAAACUUAUUAUAUCCAUUGGAAUUUAUAAACCAACUUGAGUUCAGUGGUGUUCCUUCGCACAUUCUUGCUUUGAAAAUAGGAGCGCCAAUUAUGUUGCUGAGGAAUCUGAGUCCAAUGAUAGGCUUAUGUAAUGGAACACGACUAAUCAUCACACAACUUGCUGAUAGAGUUAUUGAAGCUCAAAUUAUAACAGGCUCACACAUUGGUGACCGAAGCGGAGCUAUACAAGGAUCAUCCAAAGCAAGAGAUGCAGAAUUUUUCAGUCUCAACAUAAUCGAAGGUUCCUAUAUUGAGAUUAAAGACUUCUACACCUACGAAAAUCGAGCUGCUAAUAUUGUUGUUGAUCAUGAGGCAAUUAUUGACUUAAAGUCUGAUACCAAGAUAAUGCAUCUUGAUUCUGUUAAACAUGAUGUGCCGCGAUACCAUUUCAACCUCACUGACUUUGCACAUGUCUUAACCAAAGGCAGAGGAUCAAGAGUUCUUACAGAUGUUCUGGGUCGACUUAAAGGAAUCCAGCCAAUUGAAAAGAUAUUAGUUCAAGGUCACAGACUUGAAGAUAAAAAAGAGUUCAUCAUUGAGAAUAUAAGAGGAGAAGAUCUCCGACUUACUUUAUGGGGAGACGUUGCUCGAAGCUUUGAUGAUAAUAUCGUUAAUGCGCAAGAAUCUCCCAUAAUUGUUGUCUUUGCCGGGUUUCGAGUUACAGAAUUCCGAGGUGCAGCAAAUUUAACUGGGACUGCUGCAUCACUUUGGUAUUUCAAUCCAAAUAUUCCAGAAGUUCUGCCAUAUAAGCAAUUGUAA
Molecule: messenger RNA, 4851 nt
Organism: Populus trichocarpa (black cottonwood)
Lineage: Eukaryota; Viridiplantae; Streptophyta; Magnoliopsida; Malpighiales; Salicaceae
Exons: 7
Coding region: 1-4851 (1616 amino acids)
Biological process (GO): DNA repair; telomere maintenance
Molecular function (GO): DNA helicase activity
Source: RefSeq, a predicted model, not a curated record